Trichoderma atroviride IMI 206040 is the source of this 4292-nucleotide messenger RNA. RefSeq lists its product as uncharacterized. Gene Ontology annotation, biological process: proton transmembrane transport; regulation of intracellular pH. Gene Ontology annotation, molecular function: ATP binding; P-type proton-exporting transporter activity; ATP hydrolysis activity. Gene Ontology annotation, cellular component: plasma membrane. NCBI's taxonomy places the organism in Eukaryota, Fungi, Ascomycota, Sordariomycetes, Hypocreales, Hypocreaceae. The record is from RefSeq and is a predicted model, not a curated record.
AUGUCAGUCUUCCAUCGACGCAAGGGUGAGGCCGAGGGCGACGUUGAGGCCGGUGGUCGUGAGGACCACUCUGGCAGCACCGUCGCUCCGCCCCAACAGCCCGACAACAACCUGCCCGAGUACGCUGCCCUGGAGCGAUACAUCUCCACCUACCGUGAGGGCUCCCGCAGCGGCGACGACAACCAGAAGAAGCGCCGCAAUGUCAAGUGGUGGCAGUUCUGGCGGUCGACCGACGCCGAUCUGGUCGAGGAUGCCGAGCCGGCCAAGAGGGUUGUGCCCGAGGCCUGGUUGGACACGGACAUUCGCACUGGUAUUCGUAUCAACGAGGUCGACGAGAGGAGAAAGUGGUCUGGCUGGAACGAGCUGAGCGCCGAGAAGGAGAAUAUGUUUGUCAAGUUUCUUGGUUUCUUUACUGGUCCUAUUCUAUAUGUCAUGGAGGUUGCCGCCCUGUUGGCCGUCGGUCUGGGUGACUGGAUCGAUUUCGGUGUCAUCUGUGGUAUCUUGCUGCUCAACGCUUUCGUCGCCUUCUACCAGGAAAAGUCUGCUGCCGAUGUCGUCGCCUCUCUUAAGGGUGACAUUGCCAUGCGAUGCACUGUUGUCCGUGACGGCCAGGAGCAGAACAUUCUCGCCCGUGAAAUCGUCCCCGGUGAUAUUCUCAUCAUCCAAGAGGGUGACACCGUUGCCGCUGAUGUUCUCCUGAUUUGCGACUACACUCGUACUGAGGAUUUCGAGGUUUUCAAGCAGCUCCGCGCUGAAGGCAAGCUCGGCAGCAGUGACGACGAGGCUGAGGAAGACGAAAAGGAACAGGAGGAGAGCGCUCUGGUCUCCCACCGCGCCACUCCCCUUGUUGCCGUCGAUCAGUCCGCCAUCACUGGUGAGUCCCUCGCCGUCGACAAGUACCUCGGUGACGUUGCCUACUACACCACCGGCUGCAAGCGCGGAAAGGCAUAUGCCAUUGUCACUGCCACUGCCCACGACUCUUUCGUCGGUAAGACUGCCGAUCUCGUGCAGGGCGCCAAGGACCAGGGUCACUUCAAGGCUGUCAUGAACAACAUUGGUACCUCGCUGCUCGUCCUCGUCAUGUUCUGGAUUCUCGCUGCCUGGAUUGGCGGUUUCUUCCACCACCUCAAGAUUGCCGAGCCCGGCUCCCAGAACCUGCUUCACUACGCCCUUGUGCUCCUCAUUGUUGGUGUCCCCGUCGGUCUGCCCGUCGUCACCACCACCACCCUGGCUGUCGGCGCCGCCUACCUCGCCAAGCAAAAGGCCAUUGUCCAGAAGCUCACUGCCAUCGAGUCCCUUGCUGGUGUCGACAUUCUGUGCUCUGACAAGACCGGUACUCUCACUGCCAACAAGCUGUCCAUCCGUGACCCCUACGUCGUUGAGGGCCAGGAUGUCAACUGGAUGAUGGCCGUUGCCGCUCUCGCUUCUUCCCACAACCUCAAGACCCUCGACCCCAUUGACAAGGUCACCAUCCUGACCCUCAAGCGCUACCCCAAGGCCCGUGAGGUCCUUCAGCAGGGCUGGAUCACCGACAAGUUCACCCCCUUCGACCCCGUCUCCAAGCGUAUCACUGCUGAGUGCCGUCUCGGCAAGGACAAGUUCAUCUGCGCCAAGGGUGCCCCCAAGGCCAUCCUCAAGCUUGCCAACCCCGCCGAGCCCCUUGCCUCUCUCUACCGCGAGAAGGAUCGUGAGUUUGCCCGCCGUGGUUUCCGAUCUCUCGGUGUCUGCUACAAGAAGAACGACGAGGACUGGGUUCUCCUUGGUCUCCUGUCCAUGUUCGACCCCCCCCGUGAGGAUACCGCCCAGACCAUUCUCGAGGCUGCCCAGCUCGGUGUUCCCGUCAAGAUGUUGACUGGUGAUGCCAUUGCCAUUGCCAAGGAGACUUGCAAGAUGCUUGCCCUCGGAACCAAGGUCUACAACUCUGAGAAGCUCAUCCACGGUGGUCUCGGUGGCGCUGUCGCCCACGACUUCGUCGAGCGUGCUGACGGUUUCGCCGAAGUCUUCCCCGAGCACAAGUACCGUGUCGUCGAGAUGCUCCAGCAGCGUGGCCAUCUUACUGCCAUGACUGGUGACGGUGUCAACGACGCUCCCUCUCUGAAGAAGGCCGACUGUGGUAUCGCCGUCGAGGGUUCCACCGAGGCUGCCCAGGCUGCCGCCGAUAUCGUCUUCCUUGCCCCCGGUCUGUCCACCAUUGUCCUUGCCAUCAAGACCUCUCGCCAGAUCUUCCAGCGCAUGAAGGCCUACGUCCAGUACCGUAUUGCUCUCUGUCUCCACCUUGAGAUCUACCUGACCCUGUCCAUGAUCAUCAUCAACGAGACCAUCCGUGUCGACCUGAUUGUCUUCCUGGCCCUGUUUGCUGAUUUGGCCACCGUCGCCGUCGCCUACGACAAUGCCCACUACGAGCCCCGUCCCGUCGAGUGGCAGCUGCCCAAGAUCUGGGUCAUCUCCGUCGUCCUCGGAAUAUUGCUUGCCCUCGGUACCUGGGUCCUCCGUGGAACCAUGUACCUGCCCAACGGCGGUAUCAUCCAGAACUUUGGCUCUGUCCAGGAGAUUCUCUUCCUCGAGGUCGCUCUUACUGAGAACUGGCUGAUCUUUGUUACCCGUGGUGGCCGCACCUGGCCCUCUUGGCAGCUCGUCGGCGCCAUUCUCGGUGUCGACAUCAUGGCUACUCUCUUUGCCCUCUUCGGUUGGUUGUCUGGUGCUCCCGAGCUCGACAACCCCGUCGACCUUGCCAAGCAGCGUCACGAUGGUUGGACCGACAUUGUCACCGUUGUCAUUGUCUGGCUGUACUCUUUCGGUGUCACCAUCUUCAUUGCCAUCAUCUACUUCAUCCUCAACCAGAUCCCCUGGCUCAACGACCUCGGCCGCAAGGACCGCAAGCGCAAGGACACCAUUGUCGAGAACGUCCUCACCGCCCUCCAGAAGCUCGCCAUUGAGCAUGAGAGAGACGAGACGACGGGUGUUGACCGUUACCUCCUUGCCGACAAGGCUAUUGAUAACGAGGAAGAGUAAAUGGAGUUUUAAUGUCGUGGAUGUUCAAGGCCUAAUUUAGGAAAGAGAGUUGUCUUGUUCUUUUUUUGUGUAUACCCAACCGCAAUAAUCUUUUUAAUAUGGUCACAAAGAAACUUGCUACUACUCGCCUACAAAAAGAGCUUAAUCUAUAUAUGGUGAACUGGGGAAGAGAAAGGUUGGUCUAGGAGGACCAAAGUUUUCUUUUUUUUACAAUUGAGGGAGAGCGGGAGCAAGUUAACAUGUGGUUUUUAUUAUUUGUUUUGGUCAAUCGCCUCUGCAAAGAACCGAAUUCACGUUUUUGCUACCAAAGUCAAAGAUGGACGGAGAAAUGAACUUGCAUAGAGAAGAGUUCUCCAGCCGGUGGAUGCAUUGUUAACCUUUUGAUUCCCCCAGUCGCUAACUUAAUUUAAAACUUAGUAUAAACCUAUAUCUAGUUACUAUAGACUUUUCAUAUCUUGCUAAUGUGUUAUGUUCAAAAAUACUUUUACUGCUUCUUGUGCCAAUUGCUUUUCGUGAUGUUUUAAAUUGGUGUUUUCUCUUUUUCUUUUUCUUUUCUCUUUUUUUACUCUCCCAAGCCGACUUCGGGAGAGUUUUUUGCCUUCACCAAACAAGCUUAUCCUACGCCAACACUACCAUGAGUCUGGGCACCAGGCUUUUCUCCCAAUUCUUUCUCCAAGCGCCAGGGAAAUAAAUGGCGCAAGCUAAGUAAAUUUUUUUUUUCCUUCAAUUUUUUUCUCCAUGUUUGAAACUACGGGCCUACGCCACCGGAGGUCGCGAGCCCACUAGAUCGUGCAGAGAGUUUCGGAAUCUCGGCUCUAGUAUGCUGGCUAAGGAUGUUAGUGUCAAGCCUUAAUGACCUGCUCUCUGCUCCAAACUCCGCUUUUUUCAUCUUUUCACCUUGGGAGGGGGAAAACAUGGAGAGCGUGGUUUUUUUCACGUUGUGUGUAAAGGUGAAACUGGGCUAGAGGGAAGUAAGUAUGCGCGAAUUGCUAUUCGGUGUGUGGUUUUUUGGUGUCAAAAUCUUUACUCUGGGGUUUGUCUCCCUAUGUGGAUUUUAAGGGUCUUUUAGUUUCUCAUUUUACGGCGAUGCUUUUUUGUUUCUGUGUUUUGUAUUACGAAACAAAUAGGUAAACGGAUCGACAAACAUGCAGACGAACGAAAACGGCGUGUUUGAGCAUAGGUGGGCGUAUUUGGCUCAUGUAUGUUGGUUGACAUAUCAUAACUAGGCCAUUGUCAACAAGAAAGUUGUCUCGGUGUAGAUGUAUCAAAAUCUGAAGGGC